AUGCGGAGAGGAAGGGAGUCUAAUGGGAAGCUAUGGCUCCGGGACUUCCUCCCUAAUCAGGUUCCACGCGCCAGCAUAAUGCUCUUCGGUUAUAUUUCCAAAUGGAGGAUUGUAGUAAAGGAGGUAUUCAAUCCAUGCCAUGUCAAAGCCCACGCAAAAGCUGACACCAAUAGUCGCUCGUGCAAGCGAGACUUGUUAUUUGCGUGCGAAGAUGAUGAUGACUAUAAGCGUGUCUCUUCGCUGAUUGCUGAGCUUGUAGCAUCAACAAAUUUCCGAUAUGACACGAUCCCUGAACGCCAGACUAACUGUAACAGAAAGUCUCACAGCACCCCCGGGGCAUCUGUAUUUUGGGUCCAUGCCAGCAGUAUCGACCGUUUUAAAGAAGGAUACUGUGGUAUUCUUGACGCAUGCGGGUUUUUUUCCGAAGCAGAUAAUCGAGAUUCUGACAGGGCGAUGCUUUGGCUGCUCAUCAUCGAUAAUGCUGACGAAGCCUCGUUGUUUACUUCCGAGGGCAAUAUCAAACGGGGUAAGAUGGGAACAGCAACGCAAGCACAUAAGCAUCUAUCAAUCUUGGAUUACCUCCCAGAUUGCUCCCAUAGCUCAAUCAACAUCACAACUCGAGAUCAAGUAGACGAACUUACUAAAUUACUCGAGCAUCUGCCGCUUGCGAUAGUACAAGCUAUGUCUUUCAUACAGGAGAAUUCACUAAUGGUGGGUGAAUAUAUCGAUUUAUACAAUGACAGCGGUGAAACUCGGAUGGAUUUACUCUGCGAGCCAUUUGAAACUUUAGGAAGGGAGACGGAGGUCCCAAAUGCCCUUGCUACGACGUUAAUGGUUUCCAUUAACCACAUUAAGCAGCGAGACACCAAUGCCAUUGAAGUCUUAUCACUGCUUGCUUUCCUUGACCAGUACCAUAUUCCUAAGAGUUUACUCCAAAAAAAAGUGAAGAAGGCACUAGAUCUCGUGAAGGCCCUAGGCACAUUGAAGGGUUUCUCUCUUAUCACCCUUAGCAGGGACAAAGACAAAUUUUCGUUCUAUCGGUUGGUGCAACUACUGAUACGUAAAUGGCUGAUAAUCGAGGACGACUUUGAGGAGAAAGCCGGCCGCUGUAAUAGGGCCGAGCAACUAGAUCUUCUGAUAUUGGAGGAAAAGAAGCAGUGCUUUGGUAGGGAACAUCCAAAGACUUUGGAGAAAGCAGAAGCAUUGGAUAUGCAUAUUGUCGAGACAAGGAAAAAGCUGCUAGGGCCACGCCACAAUCUUACUUUGAUUAAUAUGGCAAACCUAGCCUCGGCAGAGACUCUGAGAAUGGAAGUUCUAGAAGAGAGAAAGUCAAUCUUCGGUAAGGAACAUGGCAGCACAAUCGACGCUAUGGCUAGCCUAGGGGCUCUCUACCUGUUACAUGGCUCAGCGCCGACACCAUGGCUCGAAGAAGCUGGAAAACAGGAAUCGGUUCCAUAUGAUAUGCUGGCCAGAAAACAUAGACUAGCGACGAUAUAUUGGAACAAGGGACUCGUGAGAGAGUCCGAAAAUCUCGAAGGGGGGCUGUUCAAAGAAAGCAUUCAAAAGCUAGGUCAGCACCAUCCUCUCACGUUGAAAUGCAAAUACUCUGUGGCAGUGAUCCUAAAGCGUCGUGGUCGAGAAGCAGAGGCAAUCCAGUUGUUGGUCGAGACGACAAAUGACGAGGAACAAGUACUGCGGCCAUUCAACGAGAACGCUGUGGCAUCUAUCGGGACAUUGUCGGAAUGGUGUGGCGCAGACAAGGCUAUAGGCAUGCUUCUAGAAGCUCAGGAAGCCCGGAAUAAAUAUUCCCACGUCACAGAGGGCUGGGAGUCUAUCUUGAACCUCCCUCAACAGAGGGAAUUGAGCUGA
Molecule: messenger RNA, 1869 nt
Organism: Aspergillus caelatus
Lineage: Eukaryota; Fungi; Ascomycota; Eurotiomycetes; Eurotiales; Aspergillaceae
Exons: 12
Coding region: 1-1869 (622 amino acids)
Molecular function (GO): protein binding
Source: RefSeq, a predicted model, not a curated record